Molecule: messenger RNA, 2157 nt
Organism: Sclerotinia sclerotiorum 1980 UF-70
Lineage: Eukaryota; Fungi; Ascomycota; Leotiomycetes; Helotiales; Sclerotiniaceae
Exons: 3
Coding region: 1-2157 (718 amino acids)
Biological process (GO): dephosphorylation
Molecular function (GO): protein tyrosine/serine/threonine phosphatase activity
Source: RefSeq, a predicted model, not a curated record
AUGGCGAGUUUCUUGUUGCUGUCAUCGUUUUGUUUAUUUUUUCCUCUUGUUCUUGCUUUACCAGGUAACAGCGUUUCGCCGUUGUUGAACUCCUCUAGCAAACUAAUUUUGCCAAUACAGGCUGUUGCAGCCAGCGCAAGCCGAAUCUAUACCAAUACUAUUCAAGGAAAGCUGAGCGCUCGGGACAUGGUGCAAAUUGCGCUUCUGUGUAGUGUAUUUCCUGGUUUUUGGUAUCUGCGAAAUGGAAGGAAGAGUAGAACUUCGAAUGACUCAAAAUCACUUAAAGACAGUGCGCAUGGAACUAUUCCCGAAAGAAGCUUAGAUAUCAAUGAAUCCGAAGUUGUCGACCCAGGGCUAUUGAAAAAAUAUUCCGAGAUAAGAUCCUACACAACUAGUCGAUUUACAUAUCCUUCGCUCCGGAUUUUCUUCAGCAGACAUGCUCAAGCAGAUAAAUUACCUACAAAACCUGCUCCACUACCUCUACUUGUCUUUAUCCAUGGUCUGGGAGGCUCAGUCGCGCAAUUCAACCCUCUAUUGACAAGCCUUGUGAAUUUGGCAUCAUGUCUUUCAAUCGAUCUACCAGGCUGCGGCCUGUCUGAGUUCGAUUCCAAGUUACCUUGGGAUGCUUAUACUGUGGAUGCUCUUGCAGAGCUUGUUGGGAAAGUUAUCGGGGACUAUAGAGAAAAGGAUACGAAUCAGGGUGUGAUCCUGAUUGGACACAGCUUGGGGUGCUCAAUAAGUGCCUUACUUGCAUCUACAACGUCGCCACGGUCAAUUGCGCUAUCAGAAAAUGUCAUCGGUUUCGUCGCAAUUUGCCCUCGCGCCGAACCUCCUAGUGAAGAUGAGGUCAGUAAGUUCAGGAAGCUGCUUCUGGUCCCCAAUCUUAUUUUUGAUUUGUGGCGUAACUGGGACCGUCGGGGUGGCCCUGAGAGUGCCAGUGUGCAUAGAUUUGUCGGUGCUUCAGCAGAUGAAGAAACCAAAAAACUCCAAGAACGCUUCAAUAGUCGGAGUAAAACAGCAGUAUGGAGGAGAAUGGCAGCUGGCACUUUGCCUGUUUACGAAAACCACAUUGCGAAAGGUGGACUUCCGGGAAGGGAUGUCUGGAAGGGGCUAGAUAUGCCUGUCUUCCUUGUUGCUGGGGCAGCGGACAACAUCACAAAGCCUGGGGAGAUUGAGAAGAUUGCUCAAUAUCUCGGGAAGUCUAACUCAAGCCAAAUUGAGGUCAACGAUAAAAGUGAACCCAUUGUUGAUGCAGCUGCGCCUGUUGAUAUAUCUAGACAAACGGAAUCUAUAAGAAACAGCAUCAACCCUUUGACCGAAAAACAGCUCUUGGAAAACAAUCCUAGUGCCGUUACAGAUUCGCUAGAAGACUCAUCAACACCGGAUGACAUUGAAAGAAUCGACAACAUUCCUUCCCAACCUCUCAGGCCUAAGAGGGUUUUAAAGAUGACAAUCAUUCCAGCUCCCGCUUCGCAUGCACUGCUCUACAUGCCAUCCACUGUGAGGAUCCUUGCGGGUCUCAUCUCUGAUUUUCUCUGCACUCAAGUGACACCGCGGUUGUCCUUGGGUUGGCAACUGCAGUUUCUUUCCACCUCCGGCAAAUGGGAUGUGAAGAACUUGGCAAAAUGGCAAGCAGUUGCUCCAGUAUCUGAGCCCAUAGGGGGCGUGUUCCGUGCCAUGAAAACCUUGAGGGAGGUAGAUGAUACUCAUUGUCCGGAGGUGUUCGUAAGAGAUUGGGGGGAGCAGAUCAAAGAUAUUGUGGACAUUAGUCACGAAAGCCCGGUGUACGACCCGCGAGGGCUUGAGAAAGGGGGCAUACGGUACCAUAAAUUUCCCACGGUAUCUAAAAUCCCACCCACAUCUGACGAAGUCGUCACCUUCAUCAAUUUAAUUGACCGAUUACGAGAUGAGCAGGAGGCAAGGAAGAAAAAUGAAGGGGUCGAUGGUGAAUGGUUUGUGGGGGUACACUGUCACUAUGGCUUCAACAGAACUGGAUAUUUCAUCGUCUGUUAUCUGGUGGAAAGGUGUGGGUAUGGAGUUCAAGAAGCGAUUGAUGAAUUCGCCAAGAGAAGACCCAAGGGUAUUAAACAUGCUCAUUUUAUGGACCGGCUAUUUGUUAGAUACUGCGUGGGGUUAAAGAGAGCGCCCACGCUUUAA